UCCCUUCAAACGUACUCUUUUGUGUAAAUUACGAAAACGUUUUGUCGUGUUUUGGGGUUAUAAAAGAAAGGGCUAUGUCAGAUGUUGAGGACGACAGUAGCCCCUACGAACAGGGCGAGCUGGCCCCCAGUCCUGAUACCAGAGAGCAGGAAGAUGAUCCUGACAGUCAGCUUUCCUUAUCUCCACAAUCCCGAGAGGCCAUAGAUGAUGAUGAAGAUGAAGAUGAAGAUGUUCAAACAAGCAAAGACAAAAUUGAAGAUGAGGAUGGCCUAGAUAUAAAGCCGCCACAGGUACAGGCUGGCCGAAAGGAACGGAAACACAAACAUAAAGAAGAACGCCGUCGUGACAAAGAUAGACAUGGUCAGACUCGAGACAAAAGUGAUAGACAGGCAAAUGCAAGAGAGAAGGAACGAUCUUCACGAAGUGGUCAUAGCUCCAACCGGGAGUCUCAAAGAUCCAAGAAACAGGAAGUAAGGGAACGAGACCCCAGGGACACGAGGGAUAACUAUCGAGAAUCUAAGGAAAAGGAACGAGAGCGUCGUGCCAAAGAGGAGGAAAAGAGGGAGAAAUCUCGUAUGGAGAGAGAACGACUAGAAAGACUAGAGAGAGAGAAGGAAAGAGAGAGGAGAAUAAGGGAAGCUAGGGAACGUAAAGAAAUGGAAAGAAGAAAACGCAGAGAGGAGGAACGAGAUAAAACAAGGACACAAGCCCUGUACCGACGUGACAGGGAGAAAGAGAAGAAACCAGUCAAACAGUCUCGGGCAAGGAGUCGAAGUUGGGAACGUCAAUUUGCUGGUGACCCACAAAGAGACAAAAAAUCCCGCCAUCGUAUAAAGUCCCCGGAACCAGAGCGAAUUCGGCCACGUGGCCCACACACGCCCGAGGAGGAAUACCCACAUGCUGCAGAGGAUACAGAAGAAGAGGGGGAGGAGGAGGAGGAGGAGGAGGAAGAGGAGGAAGAUCAUGUGACCUCAUCUCACGAGGGACAUGUUGAGGGGAGUGAUGCCCACAGCAGAGAGUCUGAGGUGUCGGUCGAGGAAGAGGACAGUGAAUCCGACUCCGAGUCAGGAAGCGGCAGUAACUCGAACAUUGAUAGUGAUGACGGCCACCAAAAAGACAGCGACAUGGAAGAAGAGCCACCUAAUCAGGAGGCAAUGAAAGAUAACUUAAGGUCAAUAUUUGAUGAAGAGUCAGAGCCUGAGAGUCCAGCAUCCUCAUUGCAUGAAUCCGACCACCAGGAUGAAAGGAUGUACCUACAGGACACGCCCCCACAAUCUCCUGUGGAGCUCGCCCCAGACCUUCCACCAUACCUCCCCGCAAUCCAGGGCUGUCGAAAUGUUGAGGAGUUUCACUGCCUCAAUCGCAUUGAAGAGGGAACUUAUGGUGUUGUUUACAGGGCACGCGAUAAAAAGACAGAUGAAAUUGUGGCAUUGAAGAGGCUGAAGAUGGAGAAAGAGAAGGAAGGCUUCCCCAUCACCAGUCUUAGAGAGAUCAACACGCUGCUGAAGGCUCAACACAUGAAUAUCGUCACAGUCAGGGAGAUUGUGGUCGGCAGUAACAUCGACAAGAUAUACCUGGUGAUGGAUUAUGUGGAACAUGACCUCAAAAGCCUGAUGGAGACCAUGAAGCAGCCGUUCCUAGUUGGUGAAGUGAAGACCCUUUUGAAGCAGCUGUUGAAUGGGGUGGAACAUCUUCAUGACAAUUGGAUAAUACAUCGGGACCUCAAGACCUCCAACCUUCUACUCAGUCACAAGGGUAUACUCAAGAUUGGGGACUUCGGACUCGCACGAGAGUAUGGAUCUCCUUUAAAACAGUACACACCUAUAGUGGUCACGUUAUGGUACCGAGCACCGGAACUUUUACUGGGGUGUAAGGAAUAUGCCACAGCAAUAGACAUGUGGUCAGUGGGUUGUAUAUUUGCCGAGUUCCUGAUGAUGAAAGCCCUUUGGCCAGGGAAAUCUGAGAUUGAUGAACUGAAUAGGAUAUUCAAGGACCUGGGAACACCUAACGAGAAAAUCUGGCCAGGUGUGGGUGAGUUACCUGGAAUGAAGAAAUGUACAUUCACAGAUUACCCCUACAACACAAUACGACAGAAGUUCGGCUCCUAUUUCACAGACAUGGGAUUCGACCUCCUUAACAGAUUCCUAACAUACAAUCCCGAAAAGCGUAUAACAGCAGAGGAGGCCACCAUACACUCAUACUUCAAAGAGUCCCCGCUUCCUGUCGACCCAUCUAUGUUCCCCACAUGGCCAGCCAAGAGUGAACAGCCACGCAAACAUCAGAACUCUCCGAAACCUCCGUCAGGUGGCAACGCAUACAAUAAACUCAUGGCUGACGAAGAUGUAGAAAAAGUAAUUGCAUCUCGAGGAUUUCACCUGACUAACGCAGCUAAAGGAGCGUCUGCUGUAGGGAUGGGCUUCAGCUUAAAGUUUUAGUGGCGAACUAGAAAAUACUUCAUCCUUUCAGUGACAAUACUCACCUGUCUGAUAUAUUGUCCUUCUGAUAACGCUUCACCGAAAUGUGUGACCUUGUCCGCAGCACUAGGAAGAUUUUAAUUUCUAGACGUACAAAUGUAUUGAACAUUAUACACCAUGCUUUGAUCACAAACAGAUUUGGGUGUAAUUCUUAUCUCGUCAGUCAGACAAGGGUAUCAAUAUUUUUGACGGUGCUAGAAAGUUCUAUCGUGCCCAAGGUUCUGGCCAAGGACAAAAUCAGAUGAUUAAAUCACAGUGUGAAAGCUUCAUUUUAAAGCUGAUCUUAACUCAUUCACCCCUAAAGACACAUUUGGACUCUUCCAAUUCAAAGGUUGGAAUAGUUCAUUAUGAAAUUUCACGGGUGAACAAGUUAAAAAAAUGAAAGACAAGAAAAUAAAUUUACUCAUUUGAGAUAUAGACAGAGAAAUCUCUUUUCUCAGGAUGAUAUUUUUGAGUGUUUAAAACUCAAAAGAAGCCUUGUGGAGGAAAACAAAAAACAUUACUCUCUGGUCUACAUUUCUGUAUGCUCACUACACAAGAGUGUUAGAUUCUAUUUAUCUUUACUGAAGAUGACAGUCUGUAACAACAAAUGCAGGACCAAGUCUAAUCAAAUCGUACAAAAUGAGAAUGAGGCUAGCUCAUUAUGUAACAUUUUAUACAGGCAUGUAUUGUUUGCACAUAUUACUCUCAACAGUUUGAUCUGAUUUGAAAGGAUGAAAAUUUACUGGCAAGAAAGUGACUUAGCACUGUUUUAGUAUUCACAAGGUUGGUUCCAAAAUCUCAUCAAAGGAAGUUUGAAAAAUGGAAAAAGUGUGACUGAUCAUGAGUAUGUUCGUAAAGUAAUACAAAAGAAAUAUAACAUUAGUGUGAGAAUGAUGUGUUAUAGAAUAUCUAGCGUGUAAGCGAUCAUCAAAUAGUUCAUUUAUUACAAAAAAUGUCUGUGCAUUUUACAAGAGUUAUCUACCUUGCAUUAAGAUGUUGGUGCCUGGUAUCACCGUUCAACAACCAUUGCUCAUGUUAUUUUUGAUGGAAAAGGAAUAAUCAGAGAUUUAUCUCUUGAAGGAUUUAAGAAGUUUAAAUGCAGCAAAACCUGUCUAAUCUGAACAUUUUAAAUUUUGUUUUGUAUGGAUGGAUAUCCUAGAAUCCCAAGUUAAUCUUUAAUGGUUAUUAACUCAUUCACCCCUGAAGACACAUUUGGACUCUUCCAAUUCAAAGGUUAGAAUAGUUCAUUAUGAAAUUUCAGGGGUGAACGAGUUGAUGGAAGAGCUAAGGCUAGGUUUUGAAAAAAACCAUUCAUCAAUUUAAUUCCUUUCCCAUUGGAAAGUAUUGCUGAAGUUACCAGGCAAGGAAAAAUUGCAAAGAUAAUUAUUUUUAUACCCCCUGCAAAUGAAGUUUGGGGCUGCCACAAAUUUGUUGCCUAUUUUUCCUGGGGUAAUGGCACUUGAAACUGUAAUUUCUUCUCCAGAAACCUUGUCAAUGCAACUUCUUUGUUUAAUUCAUUUGUUUAAAAGAGUGUGAAAUUGUUUUUAUUAAGCAUCUGUUAGAAAAAAAAUAGAUAAUGGAAUUGUCUUCUGAUAGAAGUAAAAUGAACGUUACAAGAUACUGUGGCUGGGCUACACAGAGUUAAAAAAAAAUAGCUAAAACGUUUAGCAGGAAGACAAAUAAUCUUGAAGAAAGAAGUCCCAAUUUAUUCAGGUUUCUAUAUUGCUGUCUUGAGGAAUUAGGUUAGGCAAGAUGCGCUACAUUUCUCUUAAAAUCUUUUGACCGAAGAAGAGGAAAUCAAAAUUCAUAUAUUACUGAAAGUUUUUUACAAGUUAUAUGCCAGACAAGAAUGUGAGUGGCGAGAACAUUUUUUUUGUGUAAAUGUCAAUCAUGUAUAAUUAAUACUGAAAAAUAAAAAACAAUGGACAAAGAAA
Molecule: messenger RNA, 4390 nt
Organism: Mizuhopecten yessoensis (Yesso scallop)
Lineage: Eukaryota; Metazoa; Mollusca; Bivalvia; Pectinida; Pectinidae
Product: cyclin-dependent kinase 11B-like
Exons: 17
Coding region: 75-2435 (786 amino acids)
Biological process (GO): regulation of mitotic cell cycle; protein phosphorylation
Cellular component (GO): nucleus
Molecular function (GO): cyclin-dependent protein serine/threonine kinase activity; ATP binding
Source: RefSeq, a predicted model, not a curated record